Molecule: messenger RNA, 2483 nt
Organism: Ictidomys tridecemlineatus (thirteen-lined ground squirrel)
Lineage: Eukaryota; Metazoa; Chordata; Mammalia; Rodentia; Sciuridae
Gene: Asb11
Product: ankyrin repeat and SOCS box containing 11
Biological process (GO): protein ubiquitination; intracellular signal transduction; positive regulation of protein catabolic process
Molecular function (GO): protein binding
Source: RefSeq, a predicted model, not a curated record
AACCUAUACAGAGCAUAAGCCAAAAUGGAAGAUGGACCUGUUUUCUAUGGCUUUAAAAACAUUUUUAUUACAAUGUUUGCUACCUUUUUUUUCUUCAAACUUUUAAUUAAAGUUUUUUUGGCUCUCCUAACCCAUUUCUAUAUCGUCAAAGGAAAUAGAAAAGAAGCGGCUAGGAUAGCAGAAGAGAUCUAUGGUGGAAUUUCAGAUUGCUGGGCUGAUCGAUCCCCACUUCAUGAAGCUGCAGCUCAGGGGCGCUUACUGGCCCUUAAAACGUUAAUUGCACAAGGUGUCAAUGUGAACCUUGUGACAAUUAAUCGGGUCUCUUCUCUCCAUGAGGCAUGCCUUGGAGGACAUGUGGCUUGUGCUAAAGCCUUAUUGGAAAAUGGUGCACAUGUCAAUGGAGUGACAGUUCAUGGAGCCACGCCCCUCUUCAAUGCGUGCUGCAGUGGCAGUGCUGCGUGUGUCAAUGUGCUGUUGGAGUUCGGAGCCAAGGCCCAGCCUGAGAUGCACCUGGCUUCACCUAUCCAUGAGGCAGUGAAGAGAGGUCACAGGGAGUGCAUGGAGAUUCUGCUGGCAAAUAAUGUUAACAUUGACCAAGAGGUGCCUCAGCUUGGAACUCCCCUGUAUGUAGCCUGCACCUACCAGAGGGUAGACUGUGUGAAGAAGCUUCUAGAAUUAGGAGCCAGUGUUGACCAUGGCCAAUGGCUGGACACCCCUCUCCAUGCUGCAGCAAGGCAGUCCAGCGUAGAGAUCAUCCACCUGCUGACCGACUAUGGGGCUAAUCUGAAGCUCAGAAAUGCACAGGGAAAAAGUGCUCUUGAUCUGGCAAUUCCCAAAAGUAGUGUAGAGCAGGCACUCCUACUCCGAGAAGGCCCACCUACUCUUUCCCAGCUCUGCCGCCUGUGUGUCCGGAAAUGCUUGGGUCGAGCAUGUCAUCAAGCCAUCCACAAGCUACAUCUGCCGGAGCCACUGGAAAGAUUCCUCCUGUACCAGUAGCCCCAAUUGUCCAUGGGAAGAUACUUGGAAAUAAGUAGGUUGUUGUCUGCUGUACCCAGGGUACUUAUUAUAGACGCCCAACAGCUAGGUCAUUAGUAUCUUCCAAUGAGCUCAGCCAAUUAGAGGAAAUCCUUUAUAAACAGGAACCUUAAAGAUUUUAGCUCUUGCUGUUAAUAAACUUAAAACUGUGAAGUAGAAUGAAAAUAAUAGAGUAUUUUCUGAUAAUACAGGAUUUCCCAGUGCAAAUGGGUCAACAUUUUGAAUAUGGUACAGACCCACAUAAAUCCAGGUGAAUAGGAUUAUAAUGAAUGUUAAAAAUUCCAGAAUGUGCUCUUGAUUUAAUUCCUCUCUCCUACCCCUUUCUUCCCUCCAUCCCCCGCUUUUUUUCUUUACCCCUUCUUUCUUCUCUUUUCCUUGAAUAAAUCAAUGCUGUAAGUUUAGUUUCUCUGCCUUUUUAAAAGACACAUAAAAAAAUGAAAUAAUUUGAAAACAUCACAGUUACUUGGGACUUCCAAUUCUUGAGGUCCUGGUUGAUAAGAGAGAUUUUGGAAGAGAUUAGCUCAUAUAGAGUUUAGGCUCCUUUGCUCAUUAUUUUUGAUGUUAAAUGCUCUUUUUUGAAGGAAUCUUAAGACAAUUCUAGGAUUGCACAGCAAUAGUUGCCCCCCAACAACCUGAACCCAUAAGCACUUUGUGAUGCAUUUAGGUACCCCAACAUUGGCUUAUUUUCAAACUCAAGAUUCUCAGUUUUUUUUGAAAUGCCUACAUGUUGAUUCCAGCCACCAAGUUAGGCUGUGGAUAGGAGCCCAAAGUAAGCAUAAAGAUAAAAGCUGUCUCCUCCUUCUUUUCUCUCUUCUUUUUCUUCCCAUCUCCCUCCUUUUCUGCUCCUCCUCCUCCUAUCAGUUCCUCAUUUCCCUUUUUGUGAAUUUAGAACAUGGGAACUCAAUAGAUUUUCCAUUAUUAUAAAUUAUUGUCAUGGUUCAGUGACUAUAGUAAUAUUAGCUUCUAAAUGAAAAUUCUCUCUCAGAUCAUCCUAAGAUUCAUUUUCAACAUUUUUGCCCCCUAGUUUUUCUAGUCCUUUUGUUUUCAACAAGGAACAGUUUUGUCCCUCACCCAGGGACAUCUGUGGCAAUGUUGGAGACCUUUUCAUUUGCAACAACUGAGGGGAUGAGCUACUCAUCUCUAUUGGGUAGAGGUCAGGGAUGCAGCUAGAAACCCUACGAUGUACAGGACAGUCCACAAAAAAGAAUUAUUAGGUUCAAAAUAUCAACAGUGCUGAGGAUGAGAAAUUGCUGAAGACCUAUGCUAUUUGGUUCAGUAGCUAUCCACCACCUAUGGCUGUUGGAAUUGUGACUAGGUGAACUAAGAUUUGUUGUACAUAUGAAAUACAUAUCACGUUUUGAAGAUUCAGUACAAAAAAAGAACAUGAAAUAUCUUAUAAAUAAUUUUUGAUGAUGGUCACAUAUAUUUUUGGUUUUUGUUUUGGUUCA